CGCUUCCGCCUCCGGGGCGGAGACUCCUCCCCCUCACCGUCCCAAUUGUAUUCCCUGGAAGAGCAGCCGGAAAAGCCUCCUCCUGCUCAGACCGGGAUAAACGAGAAGCUGGUUCCUUCUCGCAACCAGCUCUUUGAGCCCUGGGAACCGCCGUGGCGGUCGGCACUGCAGCACCAAAAGGGGCGAGCACAACCUGGGCUCAGCUCCAGCUGGGCGCGGGCGGUGCGGGAGCGGCUUCAGCACCAAGGAUAGCGCCCCGCCCGCGGCCCUCGGGCCUGCGGCGCGCUUCUGCAGCUUUAGGCGAGCCGGCGAGCUAUGCCAGAGGCAUGGCCUGGCGCUCGGGCCCCAUGGCGCUGCUGCUCAGCUUUGGCCUCCUCGGGCUGUGCUCAGGAGUCUGUGGUACAGACACAGAGGAGCGGCUGGUGGAGCAUCUCCUGGAUCCGUCCCGCUACAAUAAGCUUAUCCGCCCAGCCACCAAUGGCUCUGAGCUGGUGACGGUACAGCUCAUGGUAUCACUGGCCCAGCUCAUCAGUGUGCAUGAGCGGGAGCAGAUCAUGACCACCAAUGUCUGGCUGACCCAGGAGUGGGAGGAUUAUCGCCUCACCUGGAAGCCUGAGGAAUUUGACAACAUGAAGAAAGUUCGGCUCCCUUCCAAACACAUCUGGCUCCCAGAUGUGGUCCUAUACAACAAUGCUGACGGCAUGUACGAGGUGUCCUUCUAUUCCAAUGCCGUGGUCUCCUAUGAUGGCAGCAUCUUCUGGCUGCCGCCUGCCAUCUACAAGAGCGCAUGCAAGAUCGAAGUAAAGCACUUCCCAUUUGACCAGCAGAACUGCACCAUGAAGUUCCGCUCGUGGACCUACGACCGCACCGAGAUCGACCUGGUGCUCAAGAGUGACGUGGCCAGCCUGGACGACUUCACGCCCAGUGGCGAGUGGGACAUCGUCGCGCUGCCGGGCCGGCGCAACGAGAACCCGGACGACUCCACUUAUGUGGACAUCACGUACGACUUCAUCAUCCGCCGCAAGCCGCUCUUCUAUACCAUCAACCUCAUCAUCCCCUGCGUGCUCAUCACCUCCCUGGCCAUCCUCGUCUUCUACCUGCCCUCCGACUGCGGCGAGAAGAUGACGCUGUGCAUCUCCGUGCUGCUGGCGCUCACCGUCUUCCUGCUGCUCAUCUCCAAGAUCGUGCCGCCCACCUCCCUCGACGUGCCGCUUGUAGGCAAGUACCUCAUGUUCACCAUGGUGCUCGUCACCUUCUCCAUCGUCACCAGCGUGUGCGUGCUCAACGUGCACCACCGCUCACCCACCACGCACACCAUGGCUCCCUGGGUCAAGGUCAUCUUCCUGGAGAAGCUGCCCACGCUGCUCUUCAUGCAGCAGCCGCGCCACCGCUGCGCCCGCCAACGCCUGCGCCUGCGGCGGCGCCAGCGCGGGCGCGAGGGAGAUGGCGCCCUCUUCUUCCGCGAAGACCUGGGGGCAGACUCCUGCACGUGCUUUGUCAACCGCGCGUCUGUGCAGGGCUUGGCUGGGGCCUUCGGCUCGGAGGCGGCGCCGGCAGCCGGCCCCGGGCGCCCCGGGGGGCCGUGUGGCUGCGGCCUCCGGGAGGCGGUGGACGGCGUGCGCUUCAUCGCGGACCACAUGCGGAGUGAGGACGACGACCAGAGCGUGAGUGAGGACUGGAAGUAUGUCGCCAUGGUGAUCGACCGUCUGUUCCUUUGGAUCUUUGUCUUCGUGUGUGUCUUUGGCACCAUCGGCAUGUUCCUGCAGCCUCUCUUCCAGAACUACACCACUGCCACCUUCCUCCAUGCAGACCACUCGGCUCCCAGCUCCAAGUGAGGCCCUUCCCAGCUCCAUGCUCCUUC
Messenger RNA from Kogia breviceps (pygmy sperm whale), 1861 nucleotides. It is a transcript of the gene CHRNB2, whose product is annotated as cholinergic receptor nicotinic beta 2 subunit. Gene Ontology annotation, cellular component: synapse; postsynaptic membrane; plasma membrane. Gene Ontology annotation, biological process: chemical synaptic transmission; monoatomic ion transmembrane transport; signal transduction. The record is from RefSeq and is a predicted model, not a curated record. Gene Ontology annotation, molecular function: transmembrane signaling receptor activity; acetylcholine-gated monoatomic cation-selective channel activity. NCBI's taxonomy places the organism in Eukaryota, Metazoa, Chordata, Mammalia, Artiodactyla, Physeteridae.